CUUCCGCCUUCCGGCCGCGAAGUGUAACCCCACAGGAGAGCCCGGUUCCCCUCGCUCUAUGGCGGCAGCCCGCGCGGGGCCGGCUGAGCUGGGCUUCGUGGAGGCGGCGCCGGCGUGGCGGCUACGCAGCGAGCAGUUCCCAAGCAAGGUGGGCGGCCGGCCGGCGUGGCUGGGUGCGGCCGGGCUGCCGCGGCCCGAGGAGCUGGCCUGCGCGCUGUGCGGCCGCCCGCUGGCCUUCCUGCUGCAGCUGUACGCGCCGCUGCCCGACCGUGCCGACGCUUUCCACCGCGGCCUCUUCCUUUUCUGCUGCCGGGCGCCGCCGUGCUGCGCCGGCCUGCGCGUUUUCAGAAAUCAGCUGCCCAGGAAAAAUGACUUUUACUCCUAUGAGCCACCCUGUGAGGAUCCUCCUCCAGAGACGGGAGAGUCUGUGUGCCUCCAGCUCAAGUCUGGUGCUCAUCUCUGCAGGGUCUGUGGCUGUUUAGGCCCCAAAACAUGCUCCAGAUGUCACAAGGCACAUUACUGCAGUAAGGAGCAUCAGACUCUAGACUGGAGAUUUGGGCAUAAGCAGGCUUGUACACAAUCAGAUUAUUUGGACAGAACAAUUCCAGACCACAGCUUCCUUUUUCCAGAAUUUGAAAUUGUAAUAGAAACAGAAGAUGAAAUUACAUCUGAAGUUGUUGAAAAAGAAAAUGAAUCAGAAAUUACAGGGAGCAUGGGUGAAGCACCUGAGGAAGAAUUGGAUUCCAUGGCAAAACUUGAAUCCAAGGAAGAUAAAAUUUUCCAGAAGUUUAAAACUAAAAUAGCCCUUGAGCCAGAACAGGUCCUCAGAUACGGCAGAGGGAUUGCACCCAUCUGGAUCUCUGGUGAAAAUAUCCCUCAAGAAAAGGAUAUUCCAUAUUGCCCCUGUGGUGCCAAGAGAACAUUUGAAUUCCAGGUCAUGCCUCAGCUGCUCAACCACCUAAAGGCCGACAGACUGGGCAGGAGUGUCGACUGGGGUGUCCUGGCUGUCUUCACCUGUGCUGAAAGCUGUAGACUGGGGAUUGGCUACACAGAGGAAUUUGUUUGGAAGCAAGAUAUAACAAAUACACCCUAAAGACAAUGUCGUAAAGCCUUAAAAAUGCUCAUAAUCUCUUAGACCUUGCAAGUCCAUUUCUAGGACUUUAUCCUAAGGAAAUAAUUAUAGCAGAGACAAAGGUACAAAGAUGUUGUUUUAGGUGAGUUUACAAUGUGUAAAUAUUAGUGCAACAAAAAUGUCUGGUGACAGGUAUUUAAAGAAAUUUUGGUGAAUUCCUACAGCAGAAGGUAAUGCACUCUUAAUGAUAUACACCUAUAUGUACAAGAUAGAGGUUUAAACUGACACCCAGAUAUUCAUAGUAUGUUCAUAUUUUUGUAAAAGUAUUUAUACAUAUGUAUGUCAACAGAAAUCUGGAAAGAUACCUACUCGGUGGGAACUAGUUAACUAUGGAUGGUGGGACUAUGAAUUGAUCGUUUUACCUAUGUGUUUGUUUCUUUCUACAAUACAAGUGGGUUAAUUUCCUAAUUAAGACAAUCCAUUACUCAGAGCAUUUUUCCUCCUAAAAUUUGCAAUGUAAAAACCAAGAGAAAACUAUUUGGGUAAAACCCGAAGAGACGUGACUGGUAAUCAGGUCAUUGUCAUGGGCUCUAAGACACAUGGAAGUCCAGAACACUGGAAAAAUACAAAACCCCAGUAGGCUGGUGAAUGUGAUGAAUAACUGACUUCGAAGAGAAGCUCUACUUCACAACUGACCUUGAUCUGCCAAUAGCACUGCUCACAGAUGAGAGAUGCAAGGCAAGAAUGAUGGUCUUUCUCUCUCCCCCGCCCCCCAUCUCAUGCCAGUGUACACAUGGGGAGUAAACCCAAGUAAGGAGGCAGGAAUUGGCCAUUAGAAUUUCCCUAGGGAAAUCUGGCCCUGAGGUCAGCUAAAUCUGUUAACCGUGCUAAGGCUCCUUCCAGCCCCUAGUGUUUCACGAUUACGCUGUGACAAUUCCCAGUUCUUUCAACACCAGUGAUGCCUGCCCAGCACUGAAGGAGGCCUGAAGGGACACUGCUGUUGAUCAGUGCUUAAAAACCAACAGCUAAUCUAAGUUGGCUCAUGUUCUCCCAUAAGUGCAUCUUUCUUGCAUAUAACACCAUUAUUAACGUCACUGACUACCUGGUUAUUUUACUACAUUUUUAUAUGAGAAAGUCCUGGUCUAUUAGCCCACAUUAUAGGUAUAUAUGUGUUAUUCAUAAAGAUAUGUGUAUGAAAUACAGUGAAACAUAGCUCUAUAUGGGAAACCAGUAUGGAAUUCUGACGGGGAGAUUUGUUACUAGGCUACUUUUAAAUACAACCUGUAAAGAGGGGGAAUGGUGUCACAGUUUUCAAGCUGGGAGAGUGAAGUCUGAGAGUGACCAACUAUGGUGAUACAGCCCAUUGCUACUGGAGGACACAUUAUAAGUUGUCAUCAUCUGGUGGCAAGAAUCAACACUUGGUAGGAAGCUCAGUGGCUUCUAGAAAACUGGACUAGUGUGGGGUCUUCACAUUGCCAAUUGUAAAUGAUUCUUAAAGUCAGGAGAUGUUAUAGUAAGUUUUCCAAAGCAGAAUAGUGCCCUGACUGCUAAGGACUUUAAGCAAACCCAUUAGGGUCUGUUUGGAGACAUCACCGGAUGAUUGUGGACAUUCUUGCAGGUAUGUUGGGAAUAACCAGCCAAGCUGUCCUUUAGGUAUGUAUCCCUACCAAGUUCUGGUAAUUGGGGUGAGGGUUUACAGGGUCUUUCCACUUACAGACUAGUCCAAAUCAACAGAAAGAAAAUGUCACAAUGUCAACUAGCAUCCAUGUUGAAAAAUAAUCCAUCAUAUGAAAAAUAAUACAAAA
Molecule: messenger RNA, 2877 nt
Organism: Neomonachus schauinslandi (Hawaiian monk seal)
Lineage: Eukaryota; Metazoa; Chordata; Mammalia; Carnivora; Phocidae
Gene: PDCD2
Product: programmed cell death 2
Exons: 6
Coding region: 59-1093 (344 amino acids)
Cellular component (GO): nucleus; cytoplasm
Source: RefSeq, a predicted model, not a curated record